AUGAGUAACCCUCGACAGCUAAGAGGCCAGCUGACGUCCGUCGAAAUACACCGCGACAGCCUUUCCAGUCCUUGGGGCUUCAGGCUGCGCGGGGGACGUGACUUCAACGAACCGCUGGUUGUGCAAAAGGUUCAGCCGCUCAGCGCUGCAGAGGAAUACUUGAAACCGGGCGAUGUAAUUCUCCAAAUCAGAGACAAGGACGCGAAAUUUCUCACGCAUGCCGAGGCUCUGGCGGUUUUAAAGGAAGCGGGCAGCAUAUUGCGACUCCUGAUCCUGAGGCCGACCUCUUCGACACCGCGGCAGUCGAAUUUCGAUGCACCUGUAAAGACGGCGACGAGGUCAGCACUUUCGCCAAGCGAGAGUGAACCGCCGAUCGAGGACGAAGUACCGCGUAACAAUCAACUGGCGGACAUCAUGAAGCAGUCCCUGAUGACGCAAAAUCGCUAUGGCAAAUAUCAGUCGUUGCCGCGUCCGUCAACCUUCAAGUUCCAGCAUCAACAGCAGCAACAGACAAGGAGCACCAGUGUAUCGCCGACAUCGACGUCGACGUCGUUCAACUACCACUAUGACAGCAACCGACGAGGCCGGUCGACGAACAUCACUGACACUCGAAUCAGGAACCAGAUCAUCAAAGACUCGAUCACCCGUUCAAGUCCAUCGACGUCCAGCCGCAACUCACCGGUGCCAAACUAUUUGUCGUCCGGAGACGGGGACAAGUACGAGGAUGCUCUUAAAUAUGGAAUUACGGUACCACCGACUCAACGCGCAACUUCCACUCCUACCCUGACGCCGACAACCGUCAGGCAGCUCGUGCAUCUGCAGUACAAUUCGCCCAUGAUGAUGUAUUCUCCGACGAACAUCGUCGACACCUUCAACAAAAACUUGCAGGCCAUUCCGUAA
Molecule: messenger RNA, 900 nt
Organism: Soboliphyme baturini
Lineage: Eukaryota; Metazoa; Nematoda; Enoplea; Dioctophymatida; Soboliphymatidae
Source: the annotation of a GenBank genome assembly